This is a messenger RNA of Misgurnus anguillicaudatus (oriental weatherfish), 5961 nucleotides long. Lineage: Eukaryota; Metazoa; Chordata; Actinopteri; Cypriniformes; Cobitidae. The record is from RefSeq and is a predicted model, not a curated record.
UACAAUUUUUUAUAGCGAACCCAAAGGCUCUUUUCAGAGCCAUCCACAUUGCGUCACUGGUAAGUCAUUUUCAAUUACUUUUGAAUCAGUAAUUGCCUAAUGACAUUAUAACAUUGUUUUUCUGUUAAUGUAACAGAUAUUGUUUACCAAUGUUUAUUGUUGUUUGUCAGUUUUGGCCAUUUCAGCAUGUUUGAAAUAGGGGUGUAACGGUUCAAAUUACUCACGUUUCGGUGCGUAUCACGGCUUAGGGUCACAGUUUCAGUACACAUUGGUCACAACAGGCUGCUUUACAAAAAUAAAAACCUAAGCCGUUUUUAACCUCUGCCAAAAUCAACAUUUUCACUUAAGAGCACUUGUAUUAUUAUACUAUAUACCAGCUUUACUGUGCAAUUCAAUAUGAACAUAAAAUAGCUUAGAACACUGGGUUACUUUUUAUAUUCUAUGCCGCUAUCUUCAAGUUUUUUUUGCAAGAAGAUAGGUUUGUUAAAAUUCAAACACAGAAGGCAAUUUGUGCUGUUUCUGUCUCACCUGCGAUCGUGUGCUAUCAACAAAACCCUGGUGAUGACGCGUAAAGCGACUCGUCAUAUUAGAUGUAUUGCCUUAGGCAUACAGCACUUGCGAAUUUUACAGUUUUGUCCACAUUUUCUUGAGCAUCGCUGCUGCAGUAGACUUAAAUGCAGCUGGGGAUGACUCUGUUAGCGUCUUUUCUCCUUCGUUUGCCGUGCUAAACGGUCUGUGAAACACACAAACACGCGAGGAUGAACUGUGAGGUUGGCAACAAAUUUGCAUACUUCGAGUUGAUUGGACAGGUACUCUCACCUUAACACAUGCAGAGAUUAUUCAGAACCAUACAUUAGCUUUUUUAUGCAUCGUUUUUUCACCAAACUAUAAUAGAAAUGUGUGGUCGAAUUAAACACGGUGCACGUGCGUCCCAAACUGUGGGCGGAAAACAGGACGAUUCGAUUCUUUACCGAGAACCGUUACACUCCUAGUUUGAAAGUAAAACUGACUUUAUUGAAGAUGUACUCCACCUUCAGAAAUAAAAAUGAUAGAUUUUUUUACUUAGCCCCAUCUAAGUCAUCUAAGGUGUUUAUGCCUUUUUUUCAUCAGCUGAACACAAUCAGAGUUCUAAUUAUUAAUAUCCUGGCUCCUUUUUGCUUUGUAAUAAGUUUGAUCAUGGACCAAACAUUUACGAUCUCAAAAAAGUCCAUCCAUCCAUCAUUAAAGUAAUCCAUAUACAACCCAGUGGUUUAAUAAAUGUAUUUAGAAGCAAAGUAUAAGGUUUAUAAGAAAAAGUUUAGUUCUGAGCACUUUUAGUGAUUAGUUACAUAUACGUAAUUUUAUAAAACAAAAUCAACUAUAGAUUUAAAUAUAGUGGUAUGUAAAAUCUUAUUGGUUCUUGUGUUUCAUCAUGAGUUGUGACAAAACUGACAGUCGUUAGACACUAAAUGUUUUAUUGUCUGUUUAUUUAAGGUAUGUUUUGUAACUAAAAGGUCAAAAUAUGAAUUGUUUUUUUAUUAACCCACUGGAUACAUUAAAUUUUGAUUACUUUAAUAAUGGAUGGAUGCAGUUUUUGGAGCUUCUAAACAUUUGGUCUCUGAUCAGAGCCAUUACAAAGCAAGGAACAGCCAGGGUAUUAUUUAAUAUAGGUCUGGUUGUAUUCAACUGAACAAAGAAAGACAAACAUCUUGGAUGACAAGGGGGUGAGUUAAAAAAAAAAUUAAUUCUGAAGGUGGCAUUUUACAGUUUAGGUUCUAUUGUGUUGCCUGAUGCGAUAAUUUAUUAAAUUAACAAUCUUUACAUUAAUACCACAGGAAAGGGAACAUUUUGAACAGGAAUAUCAUAUAAUUAAUUGUUUAUUCUGAAGCAUAUGUGACUAACUAGAUCAUUUUGGGUACGACUAAAUAAGAUCAAGACUUAAUUUUUACCAAUUAUUAUAGGACAGCAGAAACACUGAAGUUUGAAUGACAUAAUACUGCACAUUGUGGACCUUUGUAUUUAGAAACUAUUUAGACCCCCUACACAGUUCAAUUUUGUUAGGUCUCAAUCUGAUACUACAAUAACCCCCCCCCCCCCCCUUAUUAUUAAUCUGCACUCAGUACCCCAUUAUGAGAAACUGAAAACAGGAUUUUGGAAAUGUCUAAAUGUAUUUAAAAGAAGAAAAAAACUGAAAUUAUUCAGACACUUUACUUGGUAGUUAGUUGAAGCACUUUUUGCAGCAAGUACAGCCUCGAGUCUUUUUGGGAAUGACGCAACAAGCUUUGCACAUCUGGAUUGAAGGAAUUUCUGCCAUUCUUCCUUUUAAAUCCUUUCAAGCUCAGUGAGUUUGGAUGUGAACUGUCGGCUGACAGCCGUUUUCAGGUCUCUCCAGAGAUGCUUGGUGAGGUUGAAGUCAGGGCUUUGGUUGGUCCACUUCUCACAUAGUUGUCCCUAAACCACUACUGUGUUGUCCUUGUUCUUUGCUUAGGGUCAUUUUGAUAAGGUUUUAGUGAGGAUAUCUCAGUGGACUCGAGUCAAGGUGUAGAAAAUCUCGGCAUUGAUCAACACAAAUAAAUGGCACCUAAACAAAAUUUCUAGUGUUAUCGCAAAGGGUCUGAAUACUUAAGUAAAUGUGAAAUUAUUUUUUUCCUUUAAAACAUUUUACAGAAAUGUCUUAAAUUCAGUUUUCACUUUGUCAUUAUGGGGUACUAGAUGUUGAUUAAUGAGAAUGAUUUAAAUUCUUUUUUUUUUUUUUUGAGUCAGAACAUUUUAAUUAGGCCUUGAAAAGCUGCAUCUGACAUGGGACUUUUAUUAACACACCCCCAGGUUCACAGACAAGGUUUAGUAAAACACAUCUUAAGAUAUGCCAGUGCCAUUGAUUUGUCUUAUGAUACACACCAGUAAUGUCUUCUUCAAAGGAGUGCUUUUUAAAGAUGCUUAAUAGGCUUGUCUGUGAAACCAGUCCACAGUGUUUAAUAUUGUGACAACUGCAUUAUCUUUGGAAAGUAAUAUAAUUUUAAAUUCUUGAGGUAUAUAUAAAUUAUUAAAAGGAUUAAUGCAAACAUAACAAAUUUGCAAAUAAAGUAAAGGGGUUUAAGUACUUUCUAAAUACACUGUAAAUGUGGUCAUGCCUACUUUGAACUAAUUUGUCGUUUUUGUUGAUUUUGUUUUUCCUAGAUUGGACAUCUAAUUCAUCUUUGUAAGUAACAGUUACAUAUUUCACAUUUAAAGCAUUAGUUCAUCUUAUGUUUAUCAGCUUACCCCCAGGCCGUCCAAGAUGUAGGUGAAUUUGUAAUUUUAAAUUCUUGAGGUAUAUAUAAAUUAUAAAAAGGAUUAAUGCAAACAUAACAAAUUUGCAAAUAAAGUAAAGGGGUUUAAGUACUUUCUAAAUACACUGUAAAUGUGGUCAUGCCUACUUUGAACUAAUUUGUCGUUUUUGUUGAUUUUGUUUUUCCUAGAUUGGACAUCUAAUUCAUCUUUCAGCUUGCCUCUUAAAAACUGCCAGGAUACCCAAAAAAACACAGAUUCAACUAAAAAAACAAAGCCUAUAAUUUCUACCCAAAAAAAACGACCCAUUUUUUUACCCCACCCAGCAAAUCUGUUGCCCUAACCCCAAAACACCGACUUUCCCCAAAACAGAACGUCCCUUUAACUUUUUGCUUUGACAGAAAGAGUGAGAGCAGAACUACCUACAGCUCCAGUGUGCCCUGCUGCCUUGAGUGUCUUCACAAAGCAACGUUGAUUAGAGGACUGCGUUGGGAAAUCAACACCAUCAACACACACAAUAAUUUACUAUAGUUUUAAAAUUACAUAAUUUCCUAUAGUCUUUUAGACUGCUUAUAAUAGAUAAUACACAUUACAGUACUUUUAAAAGUCAUUAAUAUAUCAGUAAAAAAAAAUUGUUUUAGCAAGUUCAUCUUUGAAACGUAUUACAUUUAUAUCUGAGUCUUUUCACAUUUGCCUAUACUCUACUAAUUAAUUGCAUUAGUAAUAUUGCCUUUGGUUAUCAUUUCUGUAAAAUAUUGAGGUUAACAGUUCAACAGUUCCAUUGCUAUAGUCUUGUGUGUUUGUAUAUCUAAUUUCUUGACUGUUUUAACGGUGAAAUUUUAGUACAGUACUUUAAUAUAUCAGUAAAAUAUUCUAAGUUUGACUGUUGUUGUAACUGCUAUUUGAAUAGACUACAUUUAAAGGUCAUUAAAAUAUUUUGGUUUGCCAAGUUCCUCUUUGAAUCUUACCACAUUGUAACAUUUACCUUUAUUAAUUGAUUGCAUUACUGAUAUUGCUUUUGGUUAACAUUUUUGUACAAUAUUGGGGUUGACAGUGUUUGACAGUAUAACAGUUCAAUUGCUAUAGUUUUGUGUGUUUGUAUAUUUAAUUUGUUGACUUGUUACUGAAAUUUCAGUCCUGUACUUUAAAAGCUAAUUAAUAUAUCAGUAAUAUAUUUACAGUUUGACUCUUGUUGUAAUUGAUAUUUGAGUGCAGUACAUUUAAAGGUAAUUAAAAUAUCAGUAAAGUAUUUUGGUUUGGCAAGUUCAUAUUUGAAUCUUACCACGUUGUAACAUUUGCCUUUACUAAUUGGUUGCAUUACUGGCAUUGCCUUUAGUUAACAUUUUAUAAUUCAGUGAAAUACAAAGGGUUGACGGUAUAACAGUUACAUUGUGUGUAUGUAAAUACAGUAGGUUGACACUUGUUACUGUGGUAUACUAGCAUAACGUAUAAUAAGCAUUAAUAUUCAUUGAGUGGGUCUUUGUAUUUGUUAUUAAGGUUUUAUCCGGAAAAUUUGCACUUGUUUAACAUACGAAAGGUACUUUGCUAUAAACAGAUCUUUAGAUUUCUAACACCUGUUCCAUCGUCAUGCCACGUAAAGGUAAACGAAGUGAAGCCCAGAAGCAGCGCAGAAAGGUAGAAGCUUCACUGUGCAUUAACUCCGUGUCAAGUGCGAGUGACGUAAGCCCAGACGUGCUCUCUGUUACGGCGUCCCACUGUCAAAGUGACCCGAGGUACGGUAUUUAUUCGAGAGGGCAACAAUGCACGUGCAAUUCCUUAAUGUUUCUCGCGGUGCACAACGAACGUAAUGAGCUGAACAGUUUGGAAUUAGAUGACAUUUUAAAGAAAGGUGAUGCUUUGUACACUCUUGUCAAGCAAACACUACAGUGUAAAGGACAAUUUCGGAGCAAUUUCCUUGAUUUUGAUGAGCUACCGGAUAAACUUGAGACAAACUUGUGCUCUUACAACAUCAUUAAACAUGGCCAGAGGUUUGGAUUACUAAGAGAUGCACCUGCACUAGGCAGCUAUGAUAACCUUGAGAAUACUCUGCAAUGUCUCAGAAGUGAAAUCAGCAACUGCCUGUUUUUGUGUGGACUUUAUUGUGUUGCUUUGUUUAGAGAUCGCUCAGGGAGGUUUGGAUUUUUUGAUUCACACUGCAGAACACCAGAUGGCAUGUCUACUAAUGAUGGCACGGGUACUGCUGUAAUGUUGACAUUUUCACGUUUAGAAGACAUGAUAGAGAGACUGUUGCUGUUGUUUCAAGGGUGUUUCCAGUUAAGCGAUAACGUGCAAUUUGAUCUGCUGCCAGUAUCAUUCACAAGCACAACAGUAUGUACUGAUGUCUCCAUGGAGUAUCUUGAUAACAUAGAGCCGUGUGUAGCAUCUCAGUUUCUGUCCACUAAUGACCAAUGUGCGCCUGCUGCAUCGUCACAACAGCAAAUUCAGGUCAGAAAUCCAGUUCAGUGGCCAGUCAACAUAACAGAUGAAGAUGAAAUGGAGAUUCAAACUACUGUAACUGACAAUUUGGACAGAGACAAAAAUGUUCAAUUAAAUAAACUUUCUCAUAACAUCUCAAAAGAUUCCUCAAUUCAAAUUAUAUUGUCAGAUCCAAAUGAUCACUGUUUGGAAACAUCUGACUUGAAUCAACAAUCAAAAAAGCUCAGCAAAUACAGAAGACGCAAUUACCUGAUAAAAUGGCACAAAAAAAAUAUUUAA